AUGGCCACGAUCCGGCGCAUGACGCCCGUCGACCUGCUCAACCUGAACCUGACCAACCUCGACCCCUUGACCGAGAACUACGACGUGCACUUCUACCUCAACUAUCUCAUGAAAUGGCCGUCUCUCUUCAACGUCGUCGAGGACCGGGACGGCCAGAUAGUCGGCUAUAUAAUGGGCAAGCUUGAGGCGCAACCACAGGCCAUGCGUCACUCGGAGCACUACACCCCCUGGCAUGGCCAUAUCACGGUGCUCACAGUUGCGCCGGCCUGGAGACGGAUGGGCCACGCACGACGGCUGACAGAGAGCCUGGAGCGGGCGUCAGAUAUGAACAAUGCAUGGUUCGUUGACUUAUAUGUGCGGGCGGGGAAUAAGGUCGCGGUUGAUAUGUACAAGGGCAUGGGGUAUUCUGUGUUUAGGCGAGUGGUGAAUUACUACAGUGAUGAUCCUACGGGGCUCUCAGAAGAGGGUGAAGAUGCAUUCGAUAUGCGAAAGCCGCUGAGUCGCGAUGUGCAUCUGAAGCACUCUCGUCAGGACGGGGAAAACUUCCUUGUAAAUCCUGAAGACGUUACCUGA
Nannizzia gypsea CBS 118893 is the source of this 573-nucleotide messenger RNA. RefSeq lists its product as hypothetical. The record is from RefSeq and is a predicted model, not a curated record. The transcript is spliced from 3 exons. NCBI's taxonomy places the organism in Eukaryota, Fungi, Ascomycota, Eurotiomycetes, Onygenales, Arthrodermataceae. Gene Ontology annotation, cellular component: NatB complex. Gene Ontology annotation, molecular function: protein-N-terminal amino-acid acetyltransferase activity. Gene Ontology annotation, biological process: N-terminal peptidyl-methionine acetylation. Bases 1 to 573 code for a protein of 190 amino acids.